AUGAGGUGGCGGACGACGCUGUUCCUGCUGGUGCCGAACCUGCUGGCGCUGGUCCAAGCGACGCCCUACCAGCACACCUAUUGUACGUCCUUACCGCUUCUUCUCCAAUUCCUGCCUCGAAAAACUUUCGAUGAAUGAGCGAAAAGAGGACACCACACCCAUCUUUCCGCUGCCUUGAUUGUUACUAUCAGGCGGCUUUGCGAGACCUUGGGAACGUCGAGGCAAUCCCCGCGUUUUCCGUCGGUAGUGGGUGUGUGGCCGAGUAAUGGGACCUGUAUCAACAAUCGUCAGCCAAAUUGUAAUCAUAGCAUUGGCAGGCGGUUAAACAAUCGUUGAGAACUUGUUCUUUGGGUUUCUGAGGUUCAGUAAAACCUGGAAAGCCAGAUGAACAGAGUUGAAGGGUUCAUUCUUCACAAAUCGGAAGAGAAUUUCGAUUGUCUGAUGCAGAGUUUUUCGUUGGAUCAAUCAAAUAUUAACCGGUUAGCCGAACCUGUUUAAAAACAAAAAAAAAACUAUGAGAAACAGUUUGAAAAAAAGAGAAAAGUUUGUUUCAAUUCGAAAAAUCUAAAGUCAUAGGAAAGUCAUCGACUUUCAAGUACUAAUAACAAAAAAUUUCUAUAAAAAAGUGUUCUCAAGACAUCAGAAAAUUUUUCAGCGAGCUUGCAGUGUCGGGUAAAUGAUCCUCUUUCUUGCAACCAGCAGAAACACGAGGUGAGGCUAUCUUUUUUAGCCAUUCCUAUCAAAUGACGUCAUCCAGGUGUGUGUAUUCACGAAUGGCCAGUACCGCUGCGAAUGUCCGAACGGCGUGCGAAGACUCGCCGACGGCCGCUGUCUCCUUGUCGACGAAUGCGCCAGACCGUCGCUCAACGCCUGCCACAAACAGGCCUCCUGCAUCGACUUGGUUCAUCAGCCUCUUCUUGCGACUCUUCUGAAUCUUGUACUUCAGGAAGACGGCUACACCUGCAAGUGCAACGCCGGCUACGCGGACGUCUCCCCAGACAGGGUCAACAAACCAGGAAGAAUCUGUCAGAAGACGGCGGACGAGUGUGGCAGCAAAGCCACGUUAGUUGGUAUUUAUGGAAAAGAAGGAAAACAAGCGGGUUGAGAUAUGGCGUCGACUGCGAUCCGAACUCGGCUUGUGUCGACACUCCUGAAGGCUUUCAGUGCGUCUGCCAGCCUGGCUACGUCGACGUGUCUGCUUCUUUGAGCAAGCUGCCUGGCCGCAAGGUUCGAUGAGGCUGUGUCUAGUUCUGAUCCGAAGGUUACAGUGCCAAGAAGCCGUGAACGAGUGUGCCAACGGAUCUGCCGACUGUGCAGAAGACGCCGAUUGCUUCGACCGUCCAGACGGCUACGAGUGCAAGUGAGCUUCAAUCCAGAGCUAUAGUCACCAUCCUCAUUGCUUCAGAUGCCGCCCUGGAUUUGUUGACGCCUCUCCCAACGUGCAGAAGUAUCCAGGACGCGUCUGCAACCGACCAAAGUCCCCAGAAUUUUACGGACAGCAGAGUCGUCAGCCACAGUGCACGGAUAACCAUGGCUGCGGCUCCAACGAGGAAUGCCGUUUCAACGUCGGCGGCGAAAGAGUCUGCCAGUGCCGUCGUGGCUCUGUUCAGCAGAGCAACGGCGUCUGCAAACGUAUAUUUCGACUCUUCCGAAACUUUCUUAUCGGAAUUUUCAGUUUUCUCGCAAUGUGAGCAACGCAACGAGUGUGACCGCAACGCGUUCUGCUCGAAUACUUACGAUGGAUACAAGUAAAAAUCCAGUCUUUUUACAUAUCAACUAUCUUUUUGGACAGAUGCCAAUGCAAGUCUGGAUUUUUGGACAUUUCUCCAGAUCCGGAAACGCUUCCUGGUCGAAAAUGUCAAAAGAGUAAAGAAAAAUCUAUGAAUUGCUAGUUUGGAAAAUGAGUUCAGUAACUAAUGAAUGUGCGGAUGGAACUGCCGAUUGCUCUCCUCUGGCCACAUGCCAAGAUACGCCUACUGGGUACGUCUGCGCCUGCAAAAGCGGGACCAUCGACGUCUCUUCCCGCUACAACCUCAAGCCUGGCCGAAAGUGCAGCGAAGGUUGGCUUUCCAUUGUGUUUCUAAUAUUUAUCACUUAUAAAAGCCGUAGACCGAAUUUUCGUAAUGAAGUGAACUUGCGAAUUAGUAGGUAGAUCUCCUUCGAAAAUUCCGAGACGCUUUGAGAAAGUUUGAAGCUCAGAAUCUACUCGGAAUAUUUUUUUCCAAGUAAUUUUCUGAAUUUUUUUAUUGAACAUUUUAAACUUUUUCUGACCAUUAUUUGUACCAAAACUGAAAAACAUGUAAACUAUAGUUUUUAGAAAUUAUUUCUCACAUCAAAAAGACUAGUUCUAAAUAAAUUGAAGGUUCCAGUAGCCGAGGCAACGGUGAGUUUUUUCUUUUGUUGAAUAAAACCGCAAGUAGUAUACAAAAAGUUGUUAUUGGCGCACCUUUUUUGUCCAAACUUGAUUUUUACACUGUUUCACUAUUUUAAUGCACUAAAUCAUCAAAAAUCAUGCUUAACAUAACAAAAAUCCAUCAUUUCUGAAAACUGAGCAUUUUUGGGCUAGCUCACCUUCUGCCCAUUUUACCCACUUGCCGAAUGUCACGCUUUUUCUUAUUUUCAGCCCAAUGAAAUACAUCUUUUUGAAAAAUAUAAAAAUGAAGAUCAGAAGGUAAGUAAAUGACAUCAUUUCUGAAAACUGAGCAUUUUUGGGCUCUCUCUCUCACCCCUCAAAACAUAGGUAAAACGGAAAAGUUCCUUUGAGGAUCCUUAAAGGAUCCUGAGAGGGAGAUAAAAAGCUUCCUCUAAAAGCUCCUAAAAUGAUGUAAAAAAGCUUUUGAGCACCUUUUUCAUAGCCUCAGAGGAUCCUUUUUGAAUCCCCUCGAAUCUUUUUGGUUGCUUUCCAGCAUCCUUUUUGUCAGAGGAUGUGAAAAAGAUGCAAAAAAAGAAUUUAAGUUUUAAAUGACUACUUUAAAGUAGUCAUUUAAGACUUCAAAGUAGUCAUUUAAGAGACUAAAAGGAGACUAAAAGCUUUUAGUCUCCGAAAAGACUUGAAGCCACUAACCAAUCUUGACCUCGAAGAGCUCGUACUGAAAAUCAAGAGUUUCCGUGGUGUUUUCAUGCGAGACACUUUGCCGAGUGAAGGAAUUGGAGAAAAAGAAGUUGGUAUUGUCAAUCUAGACUCUCCUUAUAAUAAAGGAACUCAUUGGGCCCAAUCGAUGUGAUGCAGAGCUAGUAAUCUGGAGUCAUUUUUACUUACCUUCUGAUCUUCAUUUUUAUAUUUUUCAAAAAGAUGUAUUUCAUUGGGCUGAGAAUAAGAAAAAGCGUGACAUUCGGCAAGUGGGUAAAAUGGGCAGAAGGUGAGCUAGCCCAAAAAUGCUCAGUUUUCAGAAAGGAUGGAUUUUUGAUAUGUUAAACAUGAUUUUUGAUGAUUUAGUGCAUUAAACUAGUGAAAAAGUGUAAAAAUCAAGUUUGGGCAAAAAAGGUGCUCCAGUAACAACUUUUUGUAUACUACUACCGCAGGCCGUAAGCUUUUGAAGAUCAUGUCCCGUAGAUUUACGGCCAUAAAUGAGUUUUAAUAGUUAGCUUCACAGAAUCGAAAGCUUCUCGAAUUCCUGUAGACCCGUUCAUGGCCUUGCAUCUGACGAAGCAUGAAACUAGCGCAUGCCUUUUUCCUUACUCGAAAAAAUCUCAUCACCAACCCUUUUCCUCGCCUAUUCUCACCGGAACGCUUUCUUCUCCAUUCAGCAUGCUUUUCACCCUUUUUCGCCUCAACACAAGUGAGUUUCAGCCGCGAAUCAGUGCUCGGACAAGUCUCUCAACUCGUGCGACAGGAACGCCGACUGUGUCCAACUUCCCGACGGCUACACCUGCAAAUGCUUCGUCGGCUACGUCGACGUGUCCUCAAACGCCAACCUUCCUCCCGGCCGCGUCUGCACCCUCUCCACCGCCUGGUCAGUUUCCAACCAAGCAUACUUGAGGACAAACUAUUUUCGAAAACUUGGCUUUUUUCAAUCGAUACUAUCCUUUCCAGGUCGGUUUGGUUAUCAAUAUGUAGGAGGACACUUAACAAUUAUUGAAAACCUCUUUAUUAUGAAUUUUUCAUAACUUAAUUUUUCAGCCCAGCCCAGCCAACUGAUCUCGUUUUCCUGAUCGACGGCUCCGGGUCCAUCGGCUCCUACAUUUUCCAGACGGAAGUUCUGCGGUUCCUCUCCGAAUUCACCGAUCUUUUCGAUAUUGCACCUGACAAGACGCGCGUCUCUGUGGUCCAAUACUCUGAUCAAAUCAGGUUUAAAAAAAAGAUUCUUUUUUUAGUUCGUAUAUGAUAAUAAUUAUUAAUUGAGAACAAAAAUCUUUGAAGAACGCCUCACUCAUUGAAAUUCUUGAUUAUUUGGCAAAAAGUAAUUUGAAAGUUUUGAUUUUCUGCGUAAAGAAAAAUUUGACAGCCGUGCAGCUCUAUAGGCAAUUUCUCAUAAAAAAACAAUUUUCACAUAAAAAUUUAUUUAACUUGUUCUAGUUUUCUGAUGCAAAUCUUUUUAAAUUUUGAAAUUUGAAGACACGAGUUCGGGCUCAAUGAGAACAGUGACCGACGUUCUCUCCACGACGCUAUCCGCAACAUCCAGUUAGGCUUUUCAUAUGUAAAGCCAAAAAGUUCUCCGAAUUCAGAUACCUGACGGGACUGACACGCACUGGCGCCGCCAUCGAACACGUCGCCAACGAGGCGUUCAGCGAGAGAAGAGGGGCCAGACCAGUCGGACAAGUCAGCCGCGUCGGCAUCGUCAUCACCGACGGAAGAAGCCAGGUUCUCAGUGUCCUGAUCAGCCUGAAAUCAAGGAAUGUUUCAGGACAACGUUACCGUCCCGGCUAACAAUGCUCGAAUCCAGAACAUCCAGCUUUUCGCUGUAGGAGUGACAAACCACGUCCUCGAUGUCGAACUUGAGGAGGUAUUUUUGAAAACAUUUUCAAAUGUUCCAUUGGGAUCUUUGCAAACUUAUCCGCCGAUAUAUAUUUGUAUUUAGAAUGGAUUUACAGUUGAACUACUCUUAGGAAAGAUAAAAUAAUCGGAAGUCAUUUUUAUUUCAGAUUUCUGGAGCGAAGGACAGAACUUUCCACGUGAGCGGCUUCGAAGAUCUGAACACUCGUCUCCGAAGUGCCAUCCAACGUGUCGCCUGCCCUCAAGUUGUCCCUCCACAGCAGGACGAUGGUCAGUUCGAUCCCGACUUCUGCUGUUUCUACUGAGAGAUUUGAGGUCCUUGCGAUCCAAAUACGCACAAAGGAUGCGACCGCGCUCUCAACCAGAUCUGCAUCGCCAACGGCGGCCGAUUCUCCUGCGGUUGUCCUCCUGGAUUCGAUCUUCAUCCUAUCACCAAAGUCAGUAUUGUAUUGAAAGUAAAAAAGAUGUUUCAGUGAUCUUUUUGAAGUGGAAAGGUCAAAAUUUAUUUUUGAUUUAUUCUAGGUCUGCGGCGGUGACGUCUGCAACCCCGAAAUUUCGACCUCUUGUCCAGAUCCGGAGAUUUGCGAGAAGACGCCUUUCGGUAACUGGAGGUUUUUUGAAGUUAGCAAAGAUAAGACUAUAACGAGAACAUUUUGAAGAUGCACGUGCCCAGCUGAUCUCGGAUGGCGCGACCCUCACUCAGGAGUUUGCAGUUCGUCAUUUCUUUUCUCCCUUUUCAUUCUCAAAUCUUUGAUAUGAACAAUUAUUCAUAUUCAUUUUCCUUUUCUAGAAAUCGGAACUCCUCCAAUUUUGCAAUCCAACGACGAAUGCCACCCCAAUGACAUCACUUCCUGUGGCGGCAACGCGAAAUGCGUCCGCGGACCUGGCGGCGAGUUUGUCUGCCAAUGCGAGGAAGGCUUCGUCCGAAGCAGCCGCACCGGAAAAUGUCAGCAGCCUGGAACCUGCGACCCGCGAAUUCCCGACUCUUGUGACGCCAGGAAGAAGGAGAAGUAAAGAUAAAAAGCCUUUCAGAAACUGGAACUCCAAGUUCAGAUGUCUUCCUGGAACGAACGGCCUCUUCACGUGUCAGUGCGACCGUUUCCACAAGAGACAUCCAGUCACUGACAUUUGCUGUGAGUUUAUUCGGAUCAAGUUUGACUUAUUGAAUUCGCGUCAGAUCUACGAUGUUUUACGUUCGAAAUAAAUAAAUAAAUGAGUUAUAAACUUCAAGUGAUCGACGAAUGCAGCGCUGGAACCCACGAUUGCGACCCCAAUGCUCAGUGUACCGACACGGACGAGUCCUACAUCUGCUCGUGCCGUUCCGGAUUCCUCGACAAGUCUCCAGAUCAGGCCAAGAAGCCUGGCCGCCUUUGCUCGCAACGUUUCAUCAGUCAGAAGAAACCCCCGUUCAUUUUGAAGUUCAGAACGGAAUGAAUGCGCCGAGAACCGUCAUAACUGUUCCGUCAACGCCGACUGCAUCGAUCUUGUCGACGGCUUCAUGUGCCGGUAAUUCAUCAAAAUCCUUCAUUUCAACAACGAGUGUACAGUACAGAAAUAAAUUUGAACACAACGUUUGGUAAUGGAAACGAGAGUUUUAUCUUUACGCUUCCAGCAAAAUCAUGCAUGAACUUUUUCUAAACUUCUGAAAUCAGAAAUUGCCAAAAAGGAAAAAUAAAUAGUUCCAACCUUUCAAGUCGUUUUUCAGAUGCAAAAACGACUUCGUGGACAUUUCGCCGAACCCCAGCGCUUUCGGAGGCGUCGACUGCCGUGCUCUCAUCGACGAAUGCGCCAUUCCUGGAGGCAACACCUGUCAUCAGAACGCCAUCUGCAUCGGUUUUCUGAUUCCUAUCAUUUUUAUAGACUUUCUUGUUAUCAGACACCCGAGACUCGUACAAAUGUCAGUGCAAAGAAGGCUACGUCGACCACGACGAGCUCCGGAAUCCAGGCCGUGACUGCCGCAAGUGUAGGGCCUUCAGUGGAUGCGUAGAAGGAUCAUAAUCCUGGUUGCAGUGAAUCAGAUCUGCGAGAACGGAAGACACGACUGCGACCGCAACGCCCGUUGCAUCGAGAGGGGAGCCAACGACUACGAGUGCGUCUGCAACGUCGGCUUCAUCGACAAGAGCCCCUUGCCGCACCGACUUGGUACGGCCUUUCCAAGAUUAUACUUCCCUCGGAAGAACUAUAGACCUUUGUGGCAGUUUUUCGAAAACUUUGUUCAGGCCGCAAGUGUCUGGAACGAGUUUGCACCGACGAUACGAAGAACGACUGUGACGUCGCGGCGACUUGCGAAGAGGUCGACGGCCCCGAAAAAUACACGUGCAAAUGUCGCAACGGCUACUUCGACGUCAACAAAAAUCGUCCUGGUGAGCGAGAAUUUGCAGGAUCUGAAACUUUUGUCCAGGCCGCGAAUGCAAGGAACUCGUGAACGAGUGUCUCGACGCGUCGCUCAACAACUGCGAUCCGGCGGCGACGUGCACGGACCUCGAGGAAGGCUACACCUGCGCGUGUCCGGCCGGCAGCAAGGACAUCUCUCCCGAUCCCAGCCAGCCUGGCAGAAACUGCAAGGGCGUCAGUUUUAUUGAUAGUUCAUUAGCAUUAGGGUUCCCAAAACUUCUCCUUUAUGGAUAUGAAGUUUCUCACUGCUCACUGCAGUCCAAAUUUACAGAUUUGAACUUUGGCAUCAUCGAAUAUUUUAUAAAUGCAAUACAUAUUGAAAUUUAUGAACGUUGACUAGGGAGAAGCUGGGAAAAUAUUUAAGCUCAUUUUUGUUUAACUUCUCAAAGUAACAUGGAAGUUUUGGUCACUUUUUUUCUAAUUCGAUUUUCAGCUGGUGAAUGAGUGCAACCUGCCGCAUUUGAACAACUGCUCUCGAUUCGCUUUGUGUAUCGAUAAGGAGGAAGGCUACGAAUGCAGGUAUCGUUCAUCAAAUUAUCAAAAAAUCGAGUUUCAAACACAAGCAAGCAACUUUUAAAAAAAAUUAAAUUUUCUCUUCAAGAUGCAAACCGGAGUACCACGAUCAAGACACAUCGCGGCCUGGAACCAACUGCAAAUUCAGUGAGUCUGAAAAUGGGUGAAGUUUCCGAAAAAACAGUAUUUCAGUCCUUAACGAGUGCCUGGCUGACAACUUGAACGAUUGCGACAAAAACGCGAUUUGCAUCGACACACGCGAAGGUUACGAGUGCAAAUGCAAGGCGCCUUACCAAGAUAUCCAGCCGGAAAACCCAGGAACCGUUUGUCGGUCAGUUUUGCUCUGAGAAGCGUUUUUCAAGGAAAUAGUUACGAACAAAAGUUUGAUCGGGAAUCCUAAGGGAAUGAUUGGUUAGUUUAAAACUGUUUUAAGUAUCCGUUAUUGAAAAAAAAAUUUCAAGACUCUGAAUACCUCUAAAAUACAGCAACUGCGAUAAUCGGCUGCAUCCAGUGCCUCCGCAAUUGUUCUCCCCCUGAAAAAUUUUCUGAUUCUACAGCUUCAAUGAAUGCGCCAACCGCGCGGACAACGACUGCGACGCCAACGCCGACUGCAUCGACACCGACGAGGGCUACACCUGCCAGUGCAAGGAAGGAUUCUUCGACGAGACCUCGGAUCCUGCCCGGCCUGGCCGCGUCUGCAUCGGUGAGCCGACGCCGUCUUUCCUAUCGAUUAUUCAAUCGUGAAGAAAUAGGUCUGGUGAUUGACAAGCCGCAGUUGGCUGAGAAGACGACGCUGUCGCCGAAUUUGAUCCCUUGCGGAGCCGUCCACUGCAGACUGGACCUUCACGAAGUGUGUGUCGGCGGAUCCAAGUGUCUCUGCCGUCCUGGAGAAGCUCGAUCUAGCACCUUCGAAAAAUGCGUUCCAAUCACUUCGGUUAGUCUAAAUGUUGAGCCUGGAAGUGCUUCUUUCCAAACUUGAAGCUUUUUUUUUUAACUUCAAACAUCUGAACCUUUCCAGGUGCCACUUGUCGUUCGUGUCAUGGAGUACGAUGGCGAACCCCUACAGUACUCUACGGACUACAGUAAGCCGCAAAGUCCUGCUCACGUUGAAGUUGUCGAAGCGGCAAAGAAGGUAGUUUUCUCUGCACUUAAAACUCUUAACUUUCCGAUUAUUAGGGUAUCGGAGCUGCCCUCAUGAAGACUGAAUUCGCCCCAAGAUACGUCACUACUGACGUCAGCUUCAUCACCAACCCUAAGGUCGAAAACAGGUUUGACUCUCGUUUCUACCGCCUCAUAACUACUGAAUCUUCAGCGAUUGGGACAAGGGACUUCUUGUGAACAGCACGGUCCAACUUGCCGGAAACGAAGAUGUCGAUGUUUGCCGAGUCUAUCAGGAGUUCGCUGACGCCGUCCAGAGCAUGGGAGGACGUCUGGACCGUCUCAAAGUGGCCGAUGACUCUUUCGGAUCUUUGGACCCUUGCAAGUGAGUGAACAAACAUUUUUCUCUUUAAAAAGAAAAUUUCAAGGAAGGAAGAAAUUCGCAAAGGUACGCCUUGCGGCGACACUUUCUGCUCCGAAGAACUCGGCGAGGAAUGCAUCGCCGGCAAAAUCUGCGGCUGUCCCAAGGGCCAGAAACGCCGCAAUCCUUCGAGUCCAUGUCGAACGGUGGAAUCUUGGAACUUGCCUCUCUACGUCAUUCGCGAUGGAUCCAACUCGAUCGAGUUCACGUCUAACCUUGCCAACCCGCUGGACGAAAGCCAUAAGUCGCUUGUGUCCAGGUGCUCUUCGUUGAACUUUCUAAAUUAAAAGGUAGAAUGCUUUUAGAUUUGAGACUGGAGUUGCUCAGAGCUACGAUAAGACACCAUUGAAGAACGGAUUUGUGACCGUCGAAGUCAAUGAAAUUCAACGGCCGGAUGAGAAGAACAGCGUUAGUUUAUCAAUAACAGACAAAUUUGUCUAAGAUAUUGUAAAACCGAUUUUAGAAGGUACUUUAUCGUCGGAGAACUAGAUAGCCCAGUCGUUGAAAACUUAAAAGCGUUUUUUUUCAAAUAUUAUAUAUUCCCUUCAAUCAAAAUGUUUUAUUGCUCACACACAAGUACUAAAUUUCACGAAAUAGAUGUAGGGAGAGUUUGGGAACAUAUGUGUCGGAACUUGUGGUGAUGGAGGGAAGAGGACUCGCGGUUGUGUUAACCCCCCACUUGAGUAAAUUGGAAUAACCAUGAAGUUAUUCUUCUAAAUUUCGAUUAUGUAGCUUUCAUAUUUUUGUUGGAUCAAGAGUGUUUAGUUCUGUAAUGUUGUUUUCAAACCAUUUCUCAAGUUUAGAUCUGAACUUAUUUUUUUCAUACUCAAAUACUAUGUUUCUAUCCAUAUGAUUCCAAUGAUUGAAUACUCUUUGAUUAAUGAACCGGUAGUGUAUGUCAGAAAGUAGAGGCCGCUCUAUUUUGAGACCAUUUCCUCGCAGUUGAUUCGAUCUACUUGUUUUAUUUUGUAAAGGGAUUGGAGAUGGGCACCAAUAGUAUCCGUAAAUGAAAUUGUGAGCAGCAGUUAUGUCUUUCUUUAAACGUCUUUGCCAAAGGGUGUUUAGUCCAAGACGUUGAAGUCUUUCUUUGUAAUUCGUUUUAGGGAAAAGUCUUUUAGUAAAUUUCCUUUGAACUGAUUCCAAUCUAUCGAUAUCUGUUCUUUUUAGAGGACAGAAAAGUUCUGACCCAUAUUCAAGAACCCUUGUUCAUUCUUUAAUGUUCACUUCUCACCUACUAAAUGUCCCCUCACAGUCUUGAAAUUUAUCAAAUUCUGAGCUUAAAUCAGUAAAGACUGGGUAGAAAGUUCAAAAAGAACUAGUGACAUAAUAGGAAUGGCGAGAAGCUAAGAAUUUCCUCCCUGAACAUGAGAAAGCUUAAUUUAAUUUCCCAGAAAAGCAGUUAUGAAAUACUGAAAACUUCUCAAAUUUAGUCGUGGACCACCGGAAUCCUGUACAACUUCACGUCGCACUUCGUUCGCGGUUCCGUCGCCGAGCCAUCCACCGUCUUCACGGACCUCAUCGAGUACAUCUCCAAGCGCAAUCACUUCGAAGUCGGCACCUCGAAGCUUUUCAUCUCGCCCAACCAACUCAACCCCUUCUCCAAGUGCUACAACGCCGACUGCCAUCCUGACGCCAUCUGCCGAGAAAUUGGCGGUGGAUUCCAGUGAGUAGAAUAGGCUUGAAUCAAAAGUCUAGAGAAGAUUCAGAUGCUCUUGUCCUGACGGAUUCCGCGACCUCAAUCCAUCUCAUCCUGGACACGAGUGUCUGUCUUUCCGUGGCGUCAACGAGUGCGAGAAGCCAGAAUUGAAUGAAUGUUCUCCUGAAGCUCGUUGCAUAGACCUCGACUACCUCUACAAGUCUGUUUCUCGAGCCUUUUUAGAUCUUCUCUAUUUUAGGUGCGAAUGCGUCAAGCCUUAUGUCAACGCGGCUCCUCAAGGCGCCAUUCCCGGCUCCGUUUGCACCAUUGACUAUUGCUCCGACGUCAACUAUUGUCCUCUGAACUCGACUUGCGUCAACGUCGAUCAAGAGGUACGCCUUCAGAUCAGAUUUGUUUCCUAGCCUUGAGUUCAGGCGCGGUGCGACUGCAAGCCAGGGUUCGUCGACCUCCGCAAGUCUGACCGCCUGUCGGAGGUUGGUUACCGCUACCUCUUCUCUGUGAAAUCUUGUUUCUCAGGCCGGACUCGGAGACGCGAUCUGCCUGAGGUCGAUUGACGUCAACGAGUGCGCCCUUGGAACGCACAACUGCAGUCCCGCUGCUCAGUGCAUCGACAAGAAGAUCGGCUACGAGUGCAAGUGCCUCGAAGGGUUUGUCACUUAUUUUGCAGAAUAGUAGGAGUUCUUUUUGUACAAUCCAAUUUGUAGCAAUUUCAUUUUCAUGAUACCAAAGAGAAAUACAAAUAAGUCUGAAGAUGUGUUAAAAAAUAAAAAAUAAAUCCUCCCCAUAAAACAGAGUUUUAGGAAGUUUUAUGAACCAAAAAAAGAUAAAUCAUCUUUUUAAAACUUGUCUUUAUUUUUUUGCCUUACCAAGCAGUGAGGUGAACGAUCGUUUACUUAUUCGAACACAAAAAGCUGUUUUAAAAAGAUGCCAGUACAAUUAGCAAAUGGAUUAAAAAAAGCAUUUUCAUUUUUCCAAUGAAUCCGUUCAGAUACGAAGACGGAAACCCAGCGGAGCCAGGCCGCAGCUGCGCCGCCCGUCUCUGCGGUCUCUGCAACGGCCACGGCGACUGUAUCCACGACUCCUUGUCCAGCAACGUCACCUGCGCUUGCCUCGAAGGCUACACCGGACAGUUCUGCGAGGUUUUCCUCUCCCCCAAGAAUUCCAGUUUAUUUCGACUUUCAGUUGGCCCCAUCUAACGCCGGACUCAUCCUGAUGACGAUCCUCGCUCUGCUCUUCCUGCUCCUCACUCUUCUGUGCUGCUUGUACGCCUGCGCUCGCUGCAGGUUCAAAAAAAAAGCCCAUUUUCUUUUUUCAUGCAACUUUUCAGAUGCUUCGGAGCUCGAGGAGUUAGCGAAGGUAGCGCCAGUGGACAAGAAAUCCUUGGCUCUGAUUACUACACGAUCCCGAGAGCCAAGCUGAAGCCUCUCUAUGGAGUUAGUUUUUGCGCUUUAACGCUGAAAUUUGAAAAAAACUAUCAAUCAAUAGUUUUUUUCUUCUUUUUUUAUAUCUUAAGUUUAUAUAAUUUAAAAGGAAAAACUUUUUUGUGAAUGAAUUGAAAAAAAAAGGAAAUUUUAACUUUGAGGAGGACCUGGGUCAUGACAACGCCGGAGCUCUUGCCGCCUAUCUCGACGACGGAGCUUCCAUUUCUUCAGACGGAUCGAUUGAGGAAGUCGAGCGCCGAGUGACAACUGACGUCACCACUCGAGAAGUCAGAACCACGACGGUCCGGGACGAAUCUGGCAACGUCAUCAGCCAGGUUCGAAGACAGGAAAUAACUAUCAAAAAGAUCUCUUGAAGACGGUUUCCCAUUCUCACGGAGGCCUCGGAGGGGCUCAUGAAACGGACACGGAGCAGUACGCCUUGACGACGAGCGACCACUUCAGAACUGCAGAAUCUGCGGCGGCUGGAGGCGCAUCUUCUGCUUUGCGCUCUGAACACCGGUCUGGAAUCAGGGACGACUACGACUCUGACGACUCGACCGACACCGACGCUGGUCAUGCCGUUUACGACAGAACCACUAGAACCAACUUAGUAUAACCUAUUUCAGACUCUUUAAGUAUUUGUUUAACUGUUUUCAGUCUCACGACUUCCAGCCAGGCGUUGAUCCAAGAACAGGAACGGAGCGAACUCGGCGCGAGUUUGUGACGUCGACGAAAGCAGAGGAAGUCAACUAUUUCUGA
Molecule: messenger RNA, 13196 nt
Organism: Caenorhabditis auriculariae
Lineage: Eukaryota; Metazoa; Nematoda; Chromadorea; Rhabditida; Rhabditidae
Source: the annotation of a GenBank genome assembly